Molecule: messenger RNA, 1098 nt
Organism: Aspergillus bombycis
Lineage: Eukaryota; Fungi; Ascomycota; Eurotiomycetes; Eurotiales; Aspergillaceae
Product: alkene reductase
Exons: 1
Coding region: 1-1098 (365 amino acids)
Molecular function (GO): FMN binding; NADPH dehydrogenase activity
Source: RefSeq, a predicted model, not a curated record
AUGUCGAAAUUGUUCACUCCUCUGAAAGUCGGCCGCAUGGCGCUGAGCCACCGCAUCGCUAUGGCACCCAUGACCCGUUUGCGAGCCGAUCAGCACCACCGACCCCUGCCGUCAGUGAAAGAGUACUACCAGCAACGGGCUUGCGUUCCGGGCACCCUACUCAUAACCGAGGCCACUGUGAUCACUCCCGCACACGGUGGUUACUCCAAUGUGCCGGGAAUCUACAACGAUGCUCAGCUUGAAGCCUGGAAAGAGGUUACCAAGGCCGUUCACGCACAGGGAUCGCACAUUUAUAUGCAGCUCUGGGCGCUUGGGCGCGCAGGAAACCCCCAGUUCCUACAGGCUCAAGGAUAUGAUGUGGUUUCUAGCAGCGACGUACCGAUGCAAAGCACAUUCAGUGACGAAAUGCAUCAUCCACGAGCCUUGCGCGAGGAGGAGAUCUACUCGGCCAUCGAGGAUUUUGCGACUGCGGCCCAGAAUGCCAUUCGUGCCGGGUUUGAUGGGGUAGAGAUCCAUGGGGCCAAUGGCUAUCUGGUCGACCAGUUCAUUCAAGAUGUGUCGAACAAGCGGACUGAUGCUUGGGGUGGAAGUCUUGAAAAGCGAUCCAAGUUCGCGGUGGAGGUCACUCGAGCCGUGGUCAAUGCAAUCGGCAAUGACCGUACCGCUAUACGACUAAGUCCUUGGAGCCGAUACCAGGGCAUGCGCAUGGCCGAUCCAAUCCCUCAAUUCUCUGACCUGGUUUCGAAGCUGGCAGACUUCAAGCUGGCAUAUCUGCAUGCUUGUGAAUCCGACAGCAAGGAUCCAGCAGAAAACUCCAAGUUCCUUCUUGAUGCCUAUGGCAAUGCAGGCCCCGUCAUCCUGGCCGGAGGUCACAAUCACGAAUCAGCGAAAGAAGCGGUAGACACUAAGUAUAAGAGCAAUGAUGUUGCAAUUGCUUUCGGCCGGCCGUUUAUUUCUAAUCCUGACCUCGCCUUCCGGGUACAACAAAACAUCCCAUUUGCCUCGCACGAUCCCGCCAGUAUGUACGCACAGACAUCAGAAGGGUAUAUUGAUUAUGAGUUCAGCGAUGACUUCAAGUCAGCCAAGGUCUCCGCGUGA